Daldinia caldariorum is the source of this 852-nucleotide messenger RNA. Its product is annotated as serine hydrolase FSH. The coding region runs from base 1 to 852 and encodes 283 amino acids. Lineage: Eukaryota; Fungi; Ascomycota; Sordariomycetes; Xylariales; Hypoxylaceae. Gene Ontology annotation, cellular component: nucleus; cytoplasm. The record is from RefSeq and is a predicted model, not a curated record. The transcript has a single exon.
AUGUCCGCACCCGCCGCUGCAUCCUCCCCAACCCCCAAGGGCAAAGCGGAGCUCAGGAUCCUCAUGCUGCACGGGUACACGCAGUCCGGCGCAUCCUUCUCCUCCAAGACCAAAGCCCUCGCCAAGCUCCUCGCCAAGGCCCUCUCCCCGGCCCCCUACAACCUGCACCCGUCCUUCCUCUUCCCCACUGCCCCGCACCGCCUUCGCCCCUCCGAUAUCCCCGGCUACGUGCCCCCGGAGGGAGCCGAAGCGGGAGCCGAAGCAGCCGACGAAGAAUCCGACAGCUGGGCUUGGUUCCGCAAGGACGACGCCACCGGCUCCUACCGCGGCUUCGAGGCCGGCAUGCACGCCAUCGCCAAAGCGAUCGCCGACGCGGGCGGCGUCGACGGCGUGUGCGGGUUCAGCCAAGGCGGCGCGGUAGCCGCGCUCGUAGCCGCAGCGCUGGAACACCCAUACCGGGAUCCGCCAUCCGCGUCCCCAUCCCCAUCCCCAUCCUCAGAAGCAGAAGAAGCAGCCGACUGGUCCUGGGUAUCCGCGCUCCGCGCAGCCAACGCCAACAAGCCGCUGCGCUUCUGCGUGGUGUACUCGGGGUUCUACGCGCCGCCGGCGUCGCUAGCGUGGCUGUACGCGCCGCCGAUCGCGACGCCGACGCUGCACUUCCUCGGCAGCCUGGACACGGUGGUGGAGGAGAGCCGGAGCCGGGGGCUCGUGGAGCGGUGCAAGGACCCGGCCGUCGUCGUGCACCCGGGCGGACACUACGUGCCUGUCGCUAGGGACUGGGCCAUGGCCCUGGUCGGCUGGUUGAGGCAGCGGUAUGAUGAACCGGAGGCGGCGGGUAAGCAGUUGCUGUGA